UGUUUUCACCAUGCAGCCUCUCCUGUCUGGGGUAAGAGGGCAGAAGCCAGAUAAAUAGUUUUGCCUUGUGUUUUUAGCAAAAAGAAUGGUCUGUAAACUCAGAAUGGCUCCCAGGCAGCAGGCGAGCUUUGUUCUCUGCGUUAUGGAUCAACAUUCCACCCCAGGCCACGAGUUUCAGUAGUCCACAUUUUGGAAGAGGUUAUCCACUUUCAUUUUUGCAGUUUAUGUGGAAAAGCAAUCAAAGGAUUUAAUUGCAAUACUGCUUUCAUUUUUUUAUUCAGGACCGUCAGCUCUACAGCACAUAAGCAGGGAGAUUUCUAACAGAACAUGAAUCCAGGACAGAAAAUUUUCCAAGAGUAUCUGACAAACCAGGGCACUGUGGUAAAGCCUUAUUGCUGGCAGACAUGGAGCCAAACCUGUGCUAAGUGUCCCUACCACAUACGGACAGGUGAAGAAGCAAGAGUUCCAUACGCAGAGUUUCUCAGGGCCUUUGGAUUCCCAUGCAGAACCACAGCACAUCCACAAACCCACCACCUUCUCUUCUACGAACUAAAGAGCUUCUCUGGCACCGUAGUCCAAAAGGGCCACGCCACCAGCUGUGCUGAGCAGGACAACCACCCGGAAUCCAUGCUGUUUGAGGCAGACGGUUAUCUGGAUGCAGUGAUACAUGCCUACAGAAACAUUGGCUGCAUCACCCUCUAUUCAAAUUACUCUCCUUGUAACGAGGCUUACCACUGCUGCGUAAGUAAAAUCUACAAUUUCUUGCUGAAGUACCCAGAAACAACGCUCUGCCUCUACUUCUCCCAGCCUUACCACACCGAGGACAGCUUCCCCACGGCCACAUGGAACCGCCAAGCCCUGCACAGCCUGGCCAGCCUGUGGCCACAGGUCACACUGCAACCACUGCCUACGGGGACUCGGUGUCACCUCCUCUCCAACUUUGUGUACGGCAUCCCGGGGUCAAUGCUUCAGCAUCCAGCUUCACCGCCAGGAACCUUAUCAGAUCGACAGAAUCCACAUCAAAUUAACAACUUAAGAGGAGUGAAAACCUACUGUAGGAAAGCAUUUCCACAAGCAACACACGGAGAGCCUGCUGUGCAGCAAAACCCAAAGGCCUUUUCUUUCCCUCACCCUGCCUUCCAGCAGCCUUUACCAGUGACAAAGGGCAGCCUGCCACAUCCCGUGUCUCAAAGCCACUCAGUGCUUUUCCCAGGCUUGUUUCUGUCCUCCCACAGGGAACAUCUCCACCCCAGACCUGUAAAUGUUGUAAGGCAUUUAAAAAUGCCUAAGGAGUUAAUCAGUGAAAGUCAUUAUCCUGAAGCGCUGCUGGCCAGCAGGAACCGACAGCGAAGGUGACAUUACCCAAACCACCUCCAGGCUGUAAAACCAAGAGCACAAACAGCCAAAAACCUCACAAUGAUAUUGCUUCUGAUGAAUGUAAAUGCAGGGAACAACUGCAGAACUUGAAAAAUAACUGACUGUGAGGAUAAUGGUACGAGUGCUGUGUUCAGUUCUGGGCAAGAAAGACACUGAGGCCCUGGAUUGUGUCCAGAGAAGUGGAUGGAGCUGUGUGGGGCACAGUGUGAUGGGGAGCGGCUGAGGGAACGGGGUGGGGCAGUGUGGAGAAGAGGAGCUCAGGGGAGACCUCAUUGCUCUCUGUAAUUGCCUGAAAGGAGGCUGUAGUGAGGUGGAGUUGGCCUCUGCUCCCAGGUAACACCGACAGGGUAAGAGGCGAUGACCUCAAGUCGCACCAGGGGAGGUUCAGGUUGGGUAUGAGGACGGUUUCUUCUCAAAAGGAGCGGUGAGGCGCGGGCACAGGCCGCCAAGUGAGCCGGGGCUGUAAUAGCAGCGCUCCUCUCACGGCUGAGGCGGCGGCGCCCGCCCCGUCACCACGGUAACGGCGCGCCGGGCUGACCAAUGGCCGCUCGCCUCACCCCGAGAGAUCUUCUCGCGCCGCGAGAGCGGGCCCCGCAGCGCGCCUGCGCAGUGCGGCCGGCGGUAGGCGCCUGCGC
Messenger RNA from Gallus gallus (chicken), 2012 nucleotides. RefSeq names its product apolipoprotein B mRNA editing enzyme catalytic polypeptide like 4 (gene APOBEC4). Lineage: Eukaryota; Metazoa; Chordata; Aves; Galliformes; Phasianidae. The record is from RefSeq and is a predicted model, not a curated record. The coding region runs from base 328 to 1356 and encodes 342 amino acids. The transcript has a single exon.